Messenger RNA from Talaromyces amestolkiae, 1812 nucleotides. RefSeq lists its product as uncharacterized. NCBI's taxonomy places the organism in Eukaryota, Fungi, Ascomycota, Eurotiomycetes, Eurotiales, Trichocomaceae. The record is from RefSeq and is a predicted model, not a curated record. Gene Ontology annotation, biological process: transmembrane transport. Gene Ontology annotation, molecular function: dipeptide transmembrane transporter activity. The transcript is spliced from 4 exons. Gene Ontology annotation, cellular component: membrane. The coding region runs from base 1 to 1812 and encodes 603 amino acids.
AUGGCUACCAACGCAGGCGAAAAUGUCAUCGCGGACAUGAUCGCGACUCGCCCUCCUCCAGAGGUCGUCGAGCAGAUCGCCGCUCGUGACUCCCUCCACAUCCCUCACGACAACACCGAGAAAGUCGCAUACUCUGGCGACGUCGCCUCCUCAAGUGAGGGAGACGAUGAGUUCCCUAUCCCUACUGCAGAGGAGAAGGCAACUUUGCGCAAAGUCUCUGACGACUUGAGCUAUAUCGCGUUCGCGCUGUGUCUUGUCGAGUUUGCGGAGCGUGCUUCGUACUAUGGUGCCCAGAACAUCUUCUCCAACUUUGUGGAGUUCCCUCUUCCCGCAGGUGGAAAUGGAGCUGGUGCCCCUCCCAAAGGCACCCAAGAGACUGCUGGUGCUCUAAACAUGGGUCUUCAAGCCUCCUCUGGUUUCGUUCUGCUCUUCCAGUUUCUUGCCUACGUUAUCCCCAUCUUCGGCGGUUGGUGGGCUGAUGUCAAAGUCGGUCGAUAUUAUGCCAUUGUGGUUGGUGUUUUGAUUUGUGGUGUUGCGCACAUCAUCCAAAUCAUCGGUGCCAUUCCUUCUGUCCUGCAACGGGGAACGGCAAACGCCGCUCCUCCAUUCAUUAUUGGUCUUCUAAUUUUGGCUGUUGGUGCCGGUAUCUUCAAGCCUAACAUCGCUCCUACCGUUCUCGAUCAAACACUCCACUCUAAGGAGUUUGUUAAAACCUUGAAGAGUGGUGAGAAGGUAAUUGUCUCUCCUGAGCUGACGGCGACUCGCACUAUGCUCAUCUUCUAUGGUUCCGUCAACGUCGGUGCCUUUUACAUGCUUGCAACUUCCUACGCCGAGAAGGACGUUGGCUACUGGCUCSCCUUUUUGAUUUCGGGKAUCAUCUACUUCCUUCUCCCCAUUUUGUUGUUCGUCAUGUACAAGCGUACCAAGAAGUCUCCCCCAUCUGGCUCCGACCUCACCAGCGCCUUCAAGAUUGUCGGAACUGCUCUCAAGAAGAGCAAAUUCCAAUUUUGGAAGAAAGGAUUCUGGGACUCUGCCAAACCUUCUGUCUUGGCCCAGCAAGGUAUCACAGUUAGCUGGAGCGACAAACUGGUCGACGAUGUCAAGCGAACCAUCGACGCAUGCCACAUCUUCUUCUUCUUUCCCAUCUACAACUUGAACGACGGCGGUAUUGGAUCUGUCCCAUCUAACCAGGGAGCUGCCAUGGUCACCAAUGGUGCCCCCAACGACUUGCUCAACAACUUCAACCCUCUCACCAUCAUUGUCUUUGUGCCGUUCCUCAGUUAUGUGUUUUAUCCCACGUUGCACCGCUUUGGUAUUAAGUUGGGACCUAUCGACCGAUUGACUAUUGGUUUCCUCCUGGCUGCCCUUUCCAGUGCCGCGGGCGCUAUUGUGCAGCACUACGUGUACAAGCUGUCUCCUUGCGGAUACUAUGCUUCUACCUGCGACACCGUUGCAAAUAUCUCGAUCUGGUGGCAGAUUCCUAACAACUCUUUGAGCGCCAUGUCCGAGUGCUUUGCCAACGUCACUGCCUACGAACUUGCCUACUCGCGCGCACCUCCUUCGAUGCGAGGUCUCGUUAUGGCUAUCUUCUUGUUUAUGACUGCUCUUUCCUCUGCCCUUGGUGAAAUCCUGCUUCCUGUCCAGGUCGACCCUUACCUCGUCUGGCUCUGGGCUGCACCUGCCGUCGCUCUCGUCAUCCAGACCAUCUGGCUGAACAUUCAUUUCCGCCACUUGAACCACGAGGAUUUCAUCACCAAUGAGAUCGUUGAGGAGUCACCUGCGACCAAAGAGGCUCAAGAGAUCAAGGUCUAA